AUGUCUCGGAAGAGGAGAUUCGACCCAGAAGACAUGGCAUCUGGCGAGCUAUCACCAUUUGCCACACGAAGAAGUCAAGAAUUAGUUCGACCAAGGUUUUGGAAGCUCUACACUCAAGUCGGGAAAAGCAAACGUCGAGAUCCGCGUGCAAAAGAAACCGCACAGGGGUUGAAAGGAGCAUGCGAUGCUCUGAUCUACCUUGAGGGCGAACUGUCUUUCAACCAACAACGCCAUGUGCUCCCAUACAUAUUCUGGCCGCCAUUGCCGAGAUGGUGCCUCGUUCCUUUCGACAUCUCAUCAAAGACAAUCCGCACGGACGAGGGCGAACUCAGUCCACUUCACUACGGCCUCGGCCAGAAGUAUGGAGAUCAGGUCUGGAGGCAAGGAGUGCUCGGGGUCUUCCAGCCAUGGCGGCAGCACGGUCAAAUUUUCGACCAUCUUCUCAUCCCCGUUCACUUCCCAUGGCAGGACGACAGCACGCCAGACGGAGAGGUGCCCAUGUUCGGACUUCUGCACCUGAAGAAGGGCUCGAAGACUGCCUACUUCCACGUGAUGACGGAGUGGCAGCAGGACAUCUACGACAGACCUGAAUACAACAAGCUGUGGGCAGAGGAUCUUGUGCAGCAGCUGACGUCUGAGCAAGGCGUCGACCAAGACUUGCUUCUCGGCAACGCCGCCAUCAGUAUCACGUUCGUGCCCAACCGAGUUGGCCCGAACUGGCAGCAUUUCGGAUGGAGAGGCCGCGACAUGGCCGAGCUGAGCAAGCUGACUUUUUACUACAUUGUGUACGCCGCCACGCAGUUAGCAAUUCACGGGGUCCAGGACACACGGAUCCCAGAGUUCGGCCUGGAACAAACCUUUGUCGGUCUAGCUCAGGCACUCUUAGGAGUCAGCACCGCUCUAGAGCAUGCGGAUGAGGGGCGUGAAUCUGUCAGAAACGGCAUCAAGUAUCAACUUGACCAGAACGCUUCGCCAGACCUCCAAGCUCAUCGAUCAUGGCUGGACCGAGCGCUUGCUGUGGUGGCCACGGAAUUCGAUGCGGCUCUGUCUAGAGGAGCUCACCAACACAUUCUUCGAGAGGCACCUAGGGAGAUCAAAAUAGGAAAAUCGCGGGUCGAAAUGUCUCGGAUGUACAGAGUGCCUGUGCCCCUGGCAGGAGAGCUGCAGGUGCCCCGCGAGGCUCAGACAAGGGACCCGCCCCGAGCUAAGAGCUCGAGCUCCAUUGCGACAUCGUCGUCAUUUGGCCCGCCAUCCCUCCUCAGCCUUCCAUCUGCAACUAAACCGCGCAGUCGGAGUCCACACAAUCAACAACGAGACGCCAAUCUCGCCGUCGCCUAUAAUGGAGUUCUAGUUACGCUCCCCUACGGUGCUGGAGAGAGGGAAGCUGAGCUGGCUGCGGCAAAAACAACAACACAAUGA
Diaporthe amygdali is the source of this 1419-nucleotide messenger RNA. RefSeq lists its product as uncharacterized. NCBI's taxonomy places the organism in Eukaryota, Fungi, Ascomycota, Sordariomycetes, Diaporthales, Diaporthaceae. The transcript is spliced from 2 exons. The coding region runs from base 1 to 1419 and encodes 472 amino acids. The record is from RefSeq and is a predicted model, not a curated record.